Triticum turgidum subsp. durum (durum wheat) is the source of this 231-nucleotide messenger RNA. Lineage: Eukaryota; Viridiplantae; Streptophyta; Magnoliopsida; Poales; Poaceae. The record is from the annotation of a GenBank genome assembly.
AUGUACUUGUGGACGGACGGGUGGAUGUACGAGGGGGAGUGGUGGCACGGGCCGGGGCAAGUUCUCCUGGCCGUCGGGCCGGGAGUCGCCUUAGAGGGCGAGUUCAAGGACGGCUUCAUGGAUGGCGACGACACCUACACCGCCGCCGCCGGGGACAGGUACAAGGGCUCCUGGUCCAUGAACCUUAAGCACAGCAACGGCAGGAAGAGCUACGUCAACGGCGACCAGUAA